AUGAUUAAUUUCGACGAGUUUCCUCCAAAAUAUGAUCCGAGCUUGAGACCUCCAGCAUUGACCACGGGGUUAAUUGUAUUCACCUUUAUGUUGUGUGUUAUCAAAUCAGUGACAUCGUACACCUUUGAAUCUUUGAUUUUGUAUCCUCGGGCCCCGUUAGACUUGAAUUUAAAUAGCAUCUCGCUUUAUUCAUUAUUUCAUGUCAAUUUCUUCCAUUGGAUCUGUAAUAUUUUUACAUUGGCUACCCCCUUGGCCGUAUUUGAAACAAGAAACGGUACUAUUCACACUGGGGUAACUUUGAAUUUAUUAACAGUGAUUGCUGCCUUGCAAUAUUGUAUUGUGGGAUUGAUUUUUUAUCCUAAUACCGGGGUUAUUGGCUUAUCAGGUAUUGCCUUUCUGUUGAUGAGUUAUAUGGCGUACCAUGAAUCCAAAUUCAGACCAAUAAUGCAUACCUUUCAUCUAAGCAACAGUUUGGAAAUCAAACUCUACACUUUAUACGUACCAUUCGUUGUGGCAAUUGUAUUUAUGAUUUUGUUUCCUUCCAGUUCAUUACCGGGCCACUUAUUUGGAAUCACGACAGGUUAUUUGCUAAGCUAUGGCUACAUUGAUAAAUUAUACCCACCAUCUAAAGUGAUUACCACUAUUGAAAACAAAUUAAGCUCGUUGAUUAACUUUUUAGAAUUGAUCGUCACAUUCUAUAAGGAAGAAGAAAGUUUGGUAACAAGAGGAAGUGUUGGGUAUAAGCCACUUUUUAAUCAGGAUAUUGAACAUGGUGCAGCUAAUGCCGCAUCACAUGGUUCAAGUGCGUUUGUCGGUGAAACUAGAGUAUUAGGAACAAGAGAGUCGACUGUAUAG
This is a messenger RNA of Candida albicans SC5314, 855 nucleotides long. RefSeq names its product putative rhomboid protease. Gene Ontology annotation, cellular component: membrane. The transcript has a single exon. The record is from RefSeq and is a predicted model, not a curated record. NCBI's taxonomy places the organism in Eukaryota, Fungi, Ascomycota, Pichiomycetes, Serinales, Debaryomycetaceae. Gene Ontology annotation, molecular function: serine-type endopeptidase activity. The coding region runs from base 1 to 855 and encodes 284 amino acids.